Molecule: messenger RNA, 2516 nt
Organism: Hypoxylon trugodes
Lineage: Eukaryota; Fungi; Ascomycota; Sordariomycetes; Xylariales; Hypoxylaceae
Exons: 2
Coding region: 465-2450 (661 amino acids)
Biological process (GO): positive regulation of transcription by RNA polymerase II
Cellular component (GO): nucleus
Molecular function (GO): zinc ion binding; transcription cis-regulatory region binding; DNA-binding transcription factor activity, RNA polymerase II-specific
Source: RefSeq, a predicted model, not a curated record
CCCUCGGCUUAUAAUGUAAUUCGUAUGAAAUUCGCUAGGGGUCUACCGCAUGAUGGCAGCUUAUCAUCAAAAUCAUACGGUAUCCCACAAGCCCGCCUACAUUAUUAUGCAUAAUGUGUGUACUAGAGGCGUCACCGACACCCUAAGCUAUCUGUGAAUUAGUGAAAGCUGGGGAAUCCAAGCCGUUCGCGCAUUGGAUCAUGCCAAAGCACCAGGGUUUAAAGUCCACUUUAAUCGACCCCUGCUAUCUGACAGAUAUCGGACUCGACAAGACCCCGACCACCACUUAUCCAAAGAGGAGGUUGACUGAUCCCCAAAACAACAGUUGUAGGUAGAUAGCUCAGCGUCUUCGGUAGCCCGCAUGCUCCUUUAAGUGCGUCAGCAAAUAGUUCAUUUUUCUUCUCAGCUGAAGGCUCUGCUGAUGGUAUCACAAACGUAUCAGUAAUAUUCUUAUUGAAAGCUCCAUGACCGCUCCAAAGGCACGGAGAUCAAGAACAGGAUGCGUCACUUGCCGCGGCCGUAAAGUUCGCUGCGAUGAACAGCGCCCUAUUUGCAGCGCGUGUACAAGAUUGCGUCUGACAUGCCGUUACGUGGAACCAGGCGAUGCCGCGGGUCCCCGCAAGAAUGCCCGGGCCCGUCCCCCGAAGUUCCGGGUCCGGUUUGUUGACGCCAACGCACCCAAAGGCCAGAGCCAAGGCCAGGUGCCGGAGGCGGAACUUCCAAGCGGUCCUACUCCACUCCCGACCAUACCCUCACCGGGUGACAUGUCAACUACCUCCUCAGCCUCAAGCUAUCAGGGCAUGACCUCGAUGGGGUCCGCAAUGCAUGAGGGGAAUGACUUCGGUAGCUUCUCGAGGUUGACGCUCUCUCCGGUAUGGUCGAGUGAGAUAGUUCAAGGGUCACCGAGCAAGGACCCCAUAACGAACUUUGAUAUCUCUUACACCCAGAAUAGCAACAUUCCCAUAGAAGGGUUUGAUCCCGAAGCUGUCGAAAGGAUGUUGGAUUCCAUAUGUUUCCAACCCGACAUGGGCUUCGCUUGGGACUCUAUGCCAAAGUAUGGGAAUUCUGAGAUCGAGUGUGGCGACAUUGCUCCUAUCACUAACGCCACCACCUACGAAGAGGUAAUGUCUACUAACAUACCAUCCACAUCGAUGACGGCACGAGUGUCGGAGAUGGGAGAAACAGUUACUAUCCACGCAGAAGACCGAGUACUUCUUGAUCAUUACCUAAGCACUAUGGUCCAAUUUGCCAAGCUACGAAGCUCGGCCACCGACAACAUAUACUGUUAUAUCUUCACGAAUAUGGGGCUUACACAUGCUCCUCUGUAUGAGGCCAUUAUGGCCUGGUCUUCUCUACAUUUAUCACACGUGAGGUCGUUACCUUCAAGCGAUGCGGAGGCCCGGUAUCAACGCGCCGCCAAACUUCUGUACAAUGAUGUACGGGCAGUGGAACAUGUCGACCUAACUCUAGUCACGGUCUGGAUUUUGCUCCAAUACGAACUAUUUUCUGCGAGCGGUGUCGAUCGUUUUAUUCGGUUACUAAACUAUGUGGCGGAUGUUGUGGAAGGCAUCUUUAAACACCACCACAUCGACGAUGUCAGAGAACAACUCGGACCUGUAGGACUCAGAAUGCUCAUGUGGCUAAGUGCAUACGAUAGUCGAGCCGCACUGAUCGGGAACCCAUGUCGCCUACUUCGAUGCUUAAGAAUGAAUCCAUCUAUUUACAAUAUAGUUGAAAGCAAAAGCGGAGGCUCAAGCGAUCACACCACGGCACCCAUCGAUUUUGGGAACUCAGAAUCAAAAGCAUGCCUACGCCUAGCCAUGCGCUUAAAUAUUGUUAGGGGCUCUUGUAUAGUGCUGGGUAAUUGGCAAGGAGAUGGUGCCGAGUCGGAAUAUGAGUCCUCCUGGAUUACACUCCAUUCUAGUCUUGAAUCUAUUUGGAAGGAAGUCGAAGAAUCCACCGUACCAGCUUCGAAGCUUGCCAUGCGCGUAUCAAACGGAGACAUGGACAUUCCCGUUGCAAUCAGUUCACUCGAGUAUAACUGGAUACAGCUUCUCGCCACAUAUUAUUCAAUUCUCAUAAUCUUCAUGCAGCGCUGCCCACGAACCGUAUCGGAAAUGCAAGAACGGGAAGCAGGCCCACCCCCAUGGCCUAGUAUAGAGAAAUGUGCGGCGAGAAUAAUUCGCCUGUCACGACACGUCACAUUGUCACGUCCAGACUCUCCACAAGCUAUCUGGCCACAAGCACUUUUCCAAGCUGGGGUAGAGACAAACGAUCCGAUAUAUCAAUCCUGGGUUUUAACCACUUUCGCGCAAGCAGAAACCUGGGGUCCAAAUCUCCGUAGAACAAGGCUCCUUUUAGAGCGGAUCAUCAAGUUUCCGAAAGAGGCCAAAGCGAACCUUGAUAUCAUAGCACUAAUGGAAGAUUUAGGCGGACCUUUCGUCGUCUAAUGAACAAAGUAUGGCUUUUUGACGACACGUGCUCCUGGCAGAAAACGAUUUCAUCAAAUUAAAAGA